Chaetomium strumarium is the source of this 1271-nucleotide messenger RNA. RefSeq lists its product as uncharacterized. The record is from RefSeq and is a predicted model, not a curated record. NCBI's taxonomy places the organism in Eukaryota, Fungi, Ascomycota, Sordariomycetes, Sordariales, Chaetomiaceae. The transcript has 2 exons. Gene Ontology annotation, biological process: RNA splicing. The coding region runs from base 134 to 1033 and encodes 299 amino acids. Gene Ontology annotation, cellular component: precatalytic spliceosome.
GCUUCCUUCAUGGUGUCACCAACCUGGAAGUUUCAGUUUCAGACGUCAUCUGCACGCCUUACCAGGCUUGCUUAAGCGCAACCAUUUCUGUUUCAUCCACUUGAUAGCACGAUUUCACCAUCACCAUAACAGCAUGGCUGAUCGACGAGGCGGGCAUUUCCGUCGAGGUGGCGACAGAUCAUACAAUGGCGAUAGAGACAGACCGCGCGAUCGGGAUUGGGGUGGCAGAGACCGUGACGACGAUAGAGACCGGCACCGCGACCGCGCACGCGACCACGGCAGGGACAGAGAUAGGGAUAGGGACAGGGAUCACAGGCGAUACCGCUCGCGUUCCAGAGAUAGAGGAGAUCGCCGGCGUUCUCGGUCUCCCGGUCGCGAGAGGAUCCACGAUCGGCGUGACAACGAGAGAGACAGAGGUCACCGGAGACGAGACGAAGGUCGAGCUGAGCCUCAGAGGGAGCGUGGGGAUAGGAGCGUGAGAGGGGAAUGGGAGCGGCCUGAACGAGACAAGCCUAGCCGCGACAAGGACCGACUUCGAGACGGCGCCACAGAUUCACCCCGUCGCUCAGCCAGUCCUCAGGCGGCCUUUGAAAGGGAGACGGAGGAGUAUGCACAACUCCCUACUCGCUCAAAACCUGCCAGUGCCAGCGGUUCCACUCCAACAGCGCCCUUGUCGUUCAAGGUUAAGAGCCGGGACGGUAGCCAUGGACCAGAACCGCGAAACCAGUCGACUUCGACACAGGAAAACAGCCAGGAGCAGCAAGGGUACCAUGGCGAUGGGGACCGACACCAACCCAAGAAUCGGUUUGAUGCCGAUGCUAUGGAUGAGGACGAGGACGAGGAGGUUGUGGUCGAGGAGGACGGCUUGGAUGAUAUGGCGGCUAUGAUGGGCUUUGGCGGUUUCGGCACGACAAAGGGGAAGAAGGUACUGGGCAACAACGUGGGCGGGGCGAGGAAGGAGAAGAAGACCGAGUACCGGCAAUACAUGAACCGCGUGGGUGGGUUCAACAGGCCGCUUAGUCCGACGAGGUAGACGGGGAUAUGUCACAGCUGGGACGUGGAAGGUUUGGCGUAUUGUUGGCAUUGAUACCCAGGUUAUGUGAAUAAACGACAGAACUCGCUAAAGGGGACAACAUGGCUGCGUGGUGUUUCAGAGGCCAUAGAGAGUACUACUGUAGUGGCCACAUCAAAGUCAUUUGGAGUUUUUGGCUGCAUGGUUCAAGCCACCAUGGCACAUAGAACUGAGCCGCACUGUUCAGAUAAAAAAGUAC